AUGUGGAGUGAGAAACUGGGCUCCAUAGGCGUUACGCCUGAAGAAUUUUCCAAAUUGAGCCAGCAUCUACUGGAAGAAAAGCUUGAUAAGUCUUUUCCUCGAUAUAUCGAUGAUCACAACCUUCUUGACAUCUACACAAGGUGGCUUUCGCUUCAAGUACCUCGCCUUGAGUAUAGAUCAUCCAUCGACACUACCAAAACGGUGCGUAACUGUUGCGAGUUCUUGGGCUCCAGAAACUACGAAAAGGGAGUUGUAAUCGACGCCUUCUGGAGACACAAAGACGUCUACCUCAAAGAACGCCCAAACGGUAAACGUGAAUACAAUUUGGCGAAGCGGGACAUAGAGAUCAACUACAAGAAGAUCCCUAAUCUGCCCCCGACGACAAGUUCACGUGCGCCGGUGACCAGAUCGGGAAUCCUUUUGACAGAGGCCGACAAAGGUAUCAAUUCAAAAGUAUGCUCUUGUUCCCUUAUCUGUCUCGAACUGAGAGGCCAUCACACUAAGAUUGAAGGAUCUAAGCAGGUUAAUCCACCAUUAACACCCGAACGCGUCUACCAGACUAAGACUCAGAACACACCAACCGACAACAAUUUCAAGCCGCCCAUGCCUUCAAAAGAAGCGCCUCCUUCCACUUAUCUAUGCAAGCGUUGCAAAGUACCAGGCCAUUUCAUCCAGAAUUGCAAAACGAACGGCAACCCCUCUUUCGACGGCCCGCCUCCGAAGGGCUAUGUUUGCCGUAUUUGUCAUGAGGUUGAGACUCAUUUCAUCACUGCCUGCCCAAGGUUGCCACCAUCCAGCCUUGCUAGUUCUACUGAGAGACAAACUCAUCUUCAGUCAACAUCUUCGAAGGGCGUGCCUAGAAAUCUAUCAUCAGUUGAACAUCUGCUUCGAUCAUAUGCGACUGAAAACUCGGGACCGCAAGACGAUACAGAGGGCAUUUUGACUGGCUACUUGAGAGGCUGCUCUCCUGAGCUAAGAACCUUGGCUGCUUUCGGGGCAGAUGACACCUCAAAGGAAAGAAAUAAAACCAAUUCUGCCACAGUGAAGCCUUCGAGCACUCAAAAUUACCUAAAUGAGGAGCGAGCCCGGUACAUUCAACAUCAUACGGAUAGAUACAGCCCAGUUUCUCCUAGCCCAAUUCACAAAGUAGGGGGAGGUCCUAUGCGGUCUGGUAGCAAUAACGAUCCAAUCGGAGGCCGCCGCCGGUUUGAUUCAUAUCGCCCUGAGACCCGGAUCAAAAAAGAAUCAACCAAGCAGGACAAAGUGACUAACAGAAAGAAGAGAAUUAACGUGACAAAACCAGUGCUAUCUAGUAAGCCCACCAAGAAAGAUACAGAUGGCAGGCUCUCACCUUGGGAUGAUAUACAACCCCCAUUGAAAAAGCGACGGCGAGAAUCUUCUGCUGCUGAUCGAGGUCUACCUUGGGACGACAUUGAAGUACCACCCGAGAUACGCCCCCGAAAUUAUGUCGACGUUUCAGCUCCCAACAAUCUCUCUUCGUUUUACGACAAUUCCAUCCAAAGCGCUACGAUGAAGCUGGCUGGUGAAAAGAAGAUGGAGGAAAAGGCCAUCACACUCGAGUAUCCAGAGGAAAUCGAAAAGUCAUUUUUUGAAGCGGACUCGUUCCUCGAAAGAUUUGGAAGGGAGCUGGCCUACUACCCAGACAGUCAAAUACUGAACGCCCCAGAAGAUUCUAAAGCAAACAAAAGGAACAACGGCAAUGCCUUCUCUCCAUCGCUCUCUUCAGGCAACUGCAGUGAACUUUUAUCCUCUCCCGCAGCGCGUCCAUCGGACGGAAGUGGAGACGGUGAUUGCAUGGAGGGAGCUCCUCCGAGUACAUUUGAGUACCCUCGCGACAUAUGUGAGAUUGGCCGUGAUCAAGCCUGCUACAGCCAAUUCAUCAAACCAUAUCAUACCCUAAAACCUUUAUGGAGAGAUCCUCCGUAUGAUCGCUGGGUUUUGGAUCUUUUUCGCGGCCGCGAACAUACAAACGUGUACGUCAACAUUAUUCACCGCAGUACAGCCAUUGGCAUGUAUAAAGAUGACGAGGAGACAAGCAAAGCCGGCCAAAUGUCGAACCUAGCAGUGUAA
This is a messenger RNA of Colletotrichum truncatum, 2091 nucleotides long. NCBI's taxonomy places the organism in Eukaryota, Fungi, Ascomycota, Sordariomycetes, Glomerellales, Glomerellaceae. The record is from RefSeq and is a predicted model, not a curated record.